AUGCUCCAUCUGUGCGGUCACUUUGUAUUCAAUUUUCAUAUUUUCGCCAACAGUAACAAUUGUGCGGGAAUUGGAAAAUGAGCUGGAUAGUUUUCAGAAACGGAUACACAAGAGAACUGCUAUUGGAUGCUGUUUCUGACAAGCAUCGGCAAGUGCAUGAGUAAUCCGCUUAUUUUGAUGACCGGAAUCGACAGGUUCAUUGCCUGCAAGUCUCCGGUUAUGUGAGUGAGAUCGGAACAACGUUAGCUAUCAAAUCGAUCAUUACCAGAUACCGUACUCUUCUGGAACGUCCGAACCUCUACAUUUGUGGCCAACUCGUGUUUCCCGUCACGUAUACCACUGUCAUUAUGAUUUCUGGAUUCAUCCAGAGAGAUCCCACAACGUAACGAAUAGGUUUUCCCUCUUAUUUCCACUCCAGGCAAUCCAUUCAGCCAGAUAGUCUGCACAGUGCCUGUGGCUCUCGCCGGUACCGCCUUCUCCACGUUCAACACAAGCGGAAUCUUCGUGAACUGCGCCAUCGUCAUCGUCUACUUUCUCACUUUCCUCAAACUUCGCAGCUACGCCGGUGCCACCCAGAUGAAGGUGGUGUUCCGAUCGAUUCUGUGGACCGUCGUCUUCGUGAUUCUCGGAUGGACAAGUGUCACCGUCGCCAACCAGUUUGCCAUCUUUUCCAACGAUCCGCUCACCCGAAAACUGAUCGCCAUCUACGCCGGAAUCGGAGUGAAUCUCGCGUGUGCCAGCAAUGUGUUUGUCUUCUAUGCGAUCAAGUAUGUAAUAGUUGUUGGCCGAACACUUUCAUUUAUUUCAGUACGGAAUAUCGUGAAGCGAUCCGACGUCUUUUCGGAUUAUCCCGACUGCCUCCAUCGAAUCGGACAAGCGUCGGACACAAAAGUUCUACGAAAAUAAACGUGGUGAUUGCUACGACGUAG
Messenger RNA from Caenorhabditis sp. 36 PRJEB53466, 929 nucleotides. The record is from the annotation of a GenBank genome assembly. Lineage: Eukaryota; Metazoa; Nematoda; Chromadorea; Rhabditida; Rhabditidae.